Molecule: messenger RNA, 894 nt
Organism: Oppia nitens
Lineage: Eukaryota; Metazoa; Arthropoda; Arachnida; Sarcoptiformes; Oppiidae
Exons: 3
Coding region: 1-894 (297 amino acids)
Source: RefSeq, a predicted model, not a curated record
AUGUUUAGUAUAAGUCCAGAAAUAUAUAGUUCAAAAAUUCAGCAUGGUCCUAAUUUAUAUGCAAUCGAGUCUAUCAACGAGAUUAACAAUAUUACUAAUAAUAAUAUUAAAAGAUCCUAUGAUCUGAUUGUUGACUUGGGCUGCGGUGACGGCGGUAUUACCAAACAUUUAUUAAGCAAACAUAUCCCACAUAAACUGUUGGUCGGCAUCGAUAUCGUACCCGAUAUGAUAAGCUAUGCCCGUAAUCAUAAUACUGAUGACACCAUUGAAUAUGUAUUGCAAGACAUGGGUGUCGGUUGGCUUGAAAUGUGUCCACAGAUUAGACAAUUGGAGUCCAGAGUUAAUCUAAUAUUUUCAAACUUUACCCUACAAUAUAUGCCCGAUAAGUGGCAAUUGAUGGCCACCUGUAAUCGCUUACUGUCCAUUAGCAGUGGUGGCGGUAUAUUUCACGCCAAUGUAAUUAUAUUACCCGAUCUAAAUAAAAAACUGGUCACAAACAAUACCAAUACUACCAAUGAUCCCAACAAACUACCGAAACAAUGGUAUCAAACCAGUGAAAAACAAUUAGACGAUUGGCGUCAAAGUCUAUCGGAUAAUCACUUUCUGAUCCAUAAGUUUCAGAUUAUUGAUAGCAUUUGGCCGACAGAUAGACAGAGAAUGUUUGAUCUAAUGCCAAUAAUUCUGUCAAACUAUCGGUCAUUUUUCAAAAAUCAAUCGGAUUUUGAUAGUGAACUCAACCAUCACUUAACGGAUACAGUGUUUGACGCCUAUGUCAACCCCGACAGCUCAGAGCCCAACCCCAGAGCGUGGCAACAGUUUUUGUCAGACACUACCGUUACGGAAGUUAACCUUAACUAUCGUAUACUACGUAUUACUGCUGUUAAACAAAAUUAA